GGCCCUCGGAGGGCAAGAGGGCGGCGGCGGCGGCAGUCACAGGCAGGCAGCGCGGAGGAAGUUUUGCCCCCGGGGCCCUCGCCCUGCCCCUCCCCCUCUGAAAUCAUUACCUCGGGGGGCCCGACGGUCGCCUGCAAAAUGUCAGCGGUGGCUUACAUGGACUUCGUGGCUGCCCAGUGCUUGGUCUCCAUUUCCAACCGCUCCGUGGCACCGCCGGACGUGACCCGCGAAGCCGAGGUCCUGAAGAUGCCCGAGGAGGAAGCCGCCGCCGCCGCUGCCGUCGUGACCAAGGAAAUGAACGACCCCCGGGACGCCUGGAAGGAUUAUUGCACGCUGGUGACCAUCGCCAAGAGCUUGCUGGACUUGAACAAAUACAGACCCCUCCCCGCCCCUUCCAUCUGCAGCGACAGCGUGGAGAGCCCCGACGAGGACAUCGGCUCCGACAGCGACGUGACCACCGAAUCGGGAUCGAGCCCUUCCCACAGCCCCGCCGAGGGCCAGGAGGCUGCUCGCGGGCCCGGCGCCCUGGCCCUCCUGCACGGGGGAGGGCCGGUCAAAGGCAAGCUGGCCGCGGAAAAGAGACACAAGUGCCCCUACAUCGGCUGUGGCAAAGUGUACGGCAAGUCCUCCCACCUCAAAGCCCACUACCGGGUCCACACAGGCGAACGACCUUUUCCUUGUACAUGGCCAGAGUGCCUUAAAAAGUUCUCUCGCUCUGAUGAGCUAACAAGGCACUACCGAACCCACACCGGGGAGAAGCAGUUUCGAUGCCCACUUUGUGAGAAGCGGUUCAUGCGGAGCGAUCAUCUGACCAAGCAUGCCCGUCGCCAUACUGAGUUCCAUCCUAGCAUGAUCAAGCGAUCUAAAAAGACCAGCUCUGCCUCCUUUUGAAGGAAAGACUACAACCAGGGGUGAGGGUGGGGAGAUGGCCGUCAGUGAAAAAAAUCAGAAUGGAUCAGCACAAAUAUGUCCACCACUGUACAGUAAAAUUCCCCCCCCCAACUUGCAUUUUUAAAGCACAUGUAGCUGGAAAUUUAAAAAUUAACAUUUUUGUUCUGUCCACCCUGCUGUGCUACCAACCACAGUCUUAAAUCAGUAGCUGUUGGGUGGGCGUGGGUAGUGGGGGGGUGUCUGUAUGGGGAACAGCAGAAAUAAUGCAACUUUUUAUAGUUUAAAGAAUCAACACUGGUGUGUGGGUGCAUGUGUGUGAACACAGACACACACACACACGUCUGUAUAUAAUUAUAUGUGACUGGGUGAUUUGACCUGUGACACCACAGUAGUGAUUCCAAGCUCUUUGUGAUUGCUGUGUCAUGGAGAUGUUUUGUUGACUAAUGUAAUGCUGCUUGUAUUUUAAAACAAAACAAAAAAACACAAAAAACAAAAAAAAAAAUCCAGUUUAGUGAAACCACUUUCCAACUCACUUAAGUAUUUUUCAAGUAAAGCAAAACAAAAACAUCGUAGCACAUGAUAGAUGGAAUUUCACGUUUCUCUCUCUGUGGUCCACCCUGUUCAAGACUGUUAAGAAAAAAAAAAUCAUCGUUCACAGUACCAGAUUGGUGGAAGGAAACUGUACUUUUCACCAAGUUAUCCUUUUUGAGCUGCUCUUUUUUCCCCCAGUGGAAACAUGCACAGAAACCAAUUAUGAAACCAAAAGGAAAACAAGAAAUCAGCUGGCAUCACAAAUAAGAGGCUAUUCUUUGCCAUGUAGAAAAGAAACAAUGCAACCUAAAUCAUGCAAAGAAAUGUGGCAGAAGUAUGAGACUAUUUUUUUCUCCUUUAGCUGUUCCUAGACUUUCAUCUGAAAAGCAACCAUAUACUGUACUGUACUAUAUGAAUACCACUACCAGUGCUUUAUUCUGCUGGGUUUUGUUGGAAUGAAUGCGUAACAGCAGCAACCAUCUUGAUAAGCUACCACUUUUAUAAAAGUUAUUUUUUUCUCUUACGACUCUUUUUCUCAAUGGUGCAUUUUCUUCACCUCUCACCAGAAUUCUGUCUCAGCUAAUGGAACUAUGUGCAUUUGGAGUCGGUAGAGAACCUUUUUUUCUUGUUUUAUUUUCUCCGACAGAACAUUCUCUAUGUGGACGAAGGCAACUAACACUGGUUUUUUUAAACUACUUUUUAACAGUCUUCUUUUUCAUAAAUUGCAGCUGUUGUACAGUCUGGGGAAUAACAACCAAACUAAUUGCAAGUCGGAAUUCAGACUCGGAUGCAGGAGGCGUGUCGAAAUACCUUUCACGACAUAGCCUCACCACUACAUACCUUGCAAUCUCAAUCCUCCGUAUCAGGCUUGAUACAGUUAAUGAUAAUGGCAAUAUUUCAUCUGUUUCAAAUGCUACGGUUUGCUCUACGGAACAGAGGCACCAUCCACACUGGAGAAAAGCUCUUGCAUCUAGCCUAGCUGUGUCACCUUUGUUAAUGUCGAAAGCAUGAACCUGACGCAGGUUGUAAUCCAUGGACGUUCCCUUCCCCAUCUCUCGUGGUGAUGGAGAAUCAUGUUUACAGACUUCCCUCCUGCCCCCUCUGUCCUUGACUCUUCUUUCUCAUGAUGGAAGGAGUGGUGCAACUGUCCUACGUAGGGCUAACUUUGUGGGUGAGGAAAUCACACGGUAGCCAGAGGGAUUACACCUGGAUCGGUUUGCCCAACUUUGUAAAGAAUCUGUACAUACGACCUUGUAAAGUAUACCUGCUAUGACAGUAUGUUGUUCUUGUUUCAUCCGAUAGAAAGCUAGCUUCCUAGAAAAAUAAAAUAAAACAUCUCAGAGAGUAGAGUAUUCUACAAUUGUCUGUGGCUUCCAGCACUAGAACUCAGUAUGCAUCAAGCAUUUUUACCUGUGUGGCUCAUUAUAAAACCUGUCUAUGCGAAAAGAACAGCUUUUAAAUAAAGGUGUUGGGGCAAUGAACAACUUAAUGGCAUUUCAGAAGCAAAAAGGAAUGAGUAUUCUUCAGUGAAGACAUGUCAGGAAACCAAGCACACUUUCUACCUCCGUUUCAACUUCUUGAAACGUUUGUUUUAUGAUAAACCAAAAUUAAUUUCUGGUGUCCAAAAUAAAUUGUAGGGAUAUUUGUUCUUCCUUAUAAAAAUAGGUAGCCUGGCUCUUUCUAUUGCUCUAGUGUUAAAAAAAAAGCAUUCUGCUUUUAUCAGUACUGUUAAUGCUGCCUUGUAUAAUAAGGGUGAGGACUAUGUGGUUGGUCAGCAGCUCGCAAUGUGGUACUAUUCCAAUCGUCCUCCCUUUCUAUAUGAAACCAAUCCUCCAGAGCCUAAGCUCUAGUCUGAGUCCUAGUAAACAGUUUGCCAGAUCUUUACUGUUGCUUUGGGGUAGGACAAGUGCAGUUUUAGCAAAAGAGAGCCCGAAAGCUGAAUGCUGUUAUUCCACCUUUUGUACAAAGCAAGCCACAGGCACUUAAAUGGCACCUUCCUUAUCAGGUCAUAAAGGCAGAUGAGAAUAAUUAGGUUUGGUGAAAUGGUGAUUAGGACACUUGCCUGUCUCCUGACAGCUGUGGACUUGAUCUCAUAUGACACAUGGCCACCUCCAGUCCACAUGAUGGUUCUAAGUUGGUCCCUUGGGCUGGAAAGUCCUUGACGGCCAAAUGGUGCUAUUCAUGUUGCUCCCUUGUGGACUUCAGGUCAGGGUAUAGAAAUUAUGGCUGUGCCUUCAUCACACCAGCCAAACCAUUUGCAGAAUAGUUUGCCAUGACCUAAUUUGGCAGCAUAUAUUAUUUGAACAACAAAUCAUAGGAACUGCUCCUCUCAUUCCUAAAAGGAUUCUUAUGGAUAAAUCCAACCAUAGGAUGUAUAAAACAAUGACUAGGUUGAUUUUCUUAACGGCUCUUCCAGCUAUAGAAAAAAAAGUGACUCAAUAGAUUUGGGAUUCACCUUUGUGAUAUUCUGGUCAUUGCAAUGAGGUGUGCAUGAUCCUGGUGUGUUAUUUCUAGUAUUGGAGUGGCCAUCGGUUUGCAGUAAGUAGGUUGAUUGACAUGUAGGUAAACCCAUUAUAUGCUACUGUGGAUGUCUCCACUAAUGUGCAUUGAGUGAUGAUAAACCUUCUGGCUUGGUAACCAAUAAACAUGUCAGAUCACCCAUUUUCUGCAAACAGCCACAAGUUUCUCCAGCUAUGGUGCAGGGGAAGUAACUGCCAUGAUAACGUUUAAUUGGUGUUGUCAUGCAUACCAAGUUAGGCUACCGAUUGACACUGGCCUGCUUUCUAUAUUAGUUUUAAACAAUGUGUGCAGAACCAGGUCUUAAAAGGCUGGUAUGGCAUUCGACAGCAAAUAGGGUUGAGAAUCCUGGGCAUGAUUAGUCUGCUGCAUAAGUCAUAUAAACGCCUGAUUUGCAGUUGUUGGGGCAAAAGGAAAAAUAAGGUGUUUAAUUCUUACCCAUUCAGUUUUCUUCUUCCCAAACAGAUCUUUUCCUCAGGCUGAAUCAGUUGGUAAUUUGAAGGGCAACUGAGCGGGAUUAAGCAUGUAUAGUAUGGAUCCUUGUCCCAGCAAACUCUUUUCACUUUGCCACAGAAGCAAGGAUUUCUUCAAUCCUGUUUGCUGACAACUGCACCCAGCUGCACUAUAAUUGUUAAAAUGUUUUUAUGUGGGAAAUGUAACUCCCAUGGCUGUGCCCCAGAAGAUAAAUGAACAGCUCAAGGAUCCAGGAGUUUUAUGAGGUUACUCUCAGAAGCAGGGACUGUUUCUUUGGAUUUUAAUCUCAGCAUGCUUACUUGAAAGCCAUGUUCCUUCAAAUGAAUGAAACUUGCUUUCAAGUAAAUCUGGUAAGCAACGGGAUGUAAAAUAUGCUUUUUAUGAGUCUUCCAAAAGUAACAUCAGAAACUACCCAAAGUUUAUUAACCACUAACAAAAUAAAAUCAGUUAGAUUUGGUGUAAGAGUCAGCAGUGACUUUCACUUGACAGCGCAGUGAAAUAGGUUACAAUCUUUUAGCAAAUCGGAAUUUGAGAAGAGGCUACAGCAGGUGUUGACAAGAAGGAAAAAUCAAGUUCUUGGUGAACUUCUUUGCCAGGCCACUCUGGAAAUUCUCAAAAGAGUGCUGACGUGAAUGCAGCUCCUCUCCUCCAUUUAGAAAGACCUUCCUAGAGAAGCCAUGGCUUUAAACUAUAGCUAUACAACAUCUUUUGUGAACAAUUUUGAUGACUUCUAUACAGGUCUCUCCUGUUUGUUGAUGGACUUAGCCCAGUAUGCACCAGACAUACUUUUCAAAUGCUGUUUUAUUGCAGGUUAACAAAUCUGUAACACUGUAAAAUAUCAAUCUUUACAACUUUAAUCCAUUUUAUUUUUGUACAGUAUUCGUAUCCUUUCUAAGUUAUUUUGCUGUCCUGUUUUGUAAAUCAUAUGAAAUUGUAAAAAAAAAGAAAAGAAAAGAAAAAGAAAAA
Molecule: messenger RNA, 5379 nt
Organism: Thamnophis sirtalis
Lineage: Eukaryota; Metazoa; Chordata; Lepidosauria; Squamata; Natricidae
Source: RefSeq, a predicted model, not a curated record